Messenger RNA from Eruca vesicaria subsp. sativa (arugula), 5183 nucleotides. Lineage: Eukaryota; Viridiplantae; Streptophyta; Magnoliopsida; Brassicales; Brassicaceae. The record is from the annotation of a GenBank genome assembly.
CUUGUCUUUUGCAUUCCAGAUGAGAGAGAAAGAAGAGAAUGUUGUGUGUAUGUAUGUCUCUCUCCAUUAAAGAGACAAUAGGUUUAAGCAUUUCAGUCUUCUUUUGCAGCUCCGUUUUACUGUAAAGCAGAGAUCCUCUGUAUAUAUUUUCCUGGGAAGAUCCUGCAUAUAAAGACCAAAGUGAGAUAUUCACCAUUUGGUGAAAACUCAAAGGGCAAAAGAAUUCAUAGUUUCAAAAGAAUGAAGCAGCAGUUUACUUUAGCGUGGAAUCAUUUAUCUUCUGGCACUUGCUUACUUGUAUAACGACCAAACCCGUUCUGCUUCUUUCAGCCACUACUAUGGCUGAUCCGUUACAGUCAGAACCCACUCGGUUGUACUCGUGGUGGUGGGAUAGUCACAUUCCUAAAAACUCAAAAUGGAUUCAGGACAAUCUUGCAGAUAUGGAUACCAAAGUCAAGACAAUGAUAAAGCUCAUCGAAACAGACGCAGAUUCGUUUGCAAGAAGGGCUGAAAUGUACUACAAGAAACGUCCAGAGCUCAUGAAACUGGUUGAAGAGCUAUAUAGAGCUUACCGUGCUUUAGCUGAGAGGUAUGAUCACACGACAAUGCAGCUUCGUCACGCGCAUAAAGCUAUGGUUGAGGCUUUUCCUGACCAGGUUCCUUUUGACAUGAUUGAUGAUUCUGCAUCAUCUACUUAUGAGUCUCAUAAAGAAGACAUGCACAAAGAUAGUGCAACAAGUAAAAGUAGUUCAAGUCAGCUAAACGAAUUGUUCCAUGAUUCUAACCAAGGAGAUAGUGAAGUUGAAAGCUUGAAGAGAACAUUGCUUGAGCUUCAAACUGAAAAGGAGGCUUUGAGUCUCAGGUAUCAGCUAAGCUUGAACAAACUAUCCACGUUUGAAAAGGAACUCAAGGAUGCUCAAAAAGAUGUUAGAGGAUUUGAAGAACGUGCUUGCAAAGCUGAGAUUGAGAUGAAAGUACUCAAGGAGUCUCUUGCAAAGCUAGAGGUGGAGAGGGACACAGGGCUUCUUCAGUAUAAUCAAUCCAUGGAGAGAAUAGCGGAUUUGGAAGCAACGGUUUCUCAUGAGCAAGAACAAGGCAAGGGACUCAGUGACAGAACAUCUAAAGCAGAAAGAGAAGCUAAUAGUCUCAAGCAAGAGCUGUCUAGAUUGCAAUCUGAGAAAGAGGCUGGGUUGGUGCAAUACAAUCAAUGCCUUGAGUUGGUAUCUGUUUUAGAGAAGAGGAUUAGAGAUGCUGAGGAGAGUAUUGAAACGUUCAAGGAAAAAUCUGAGCAAGCAGAAAAUGAGAUCAAAGCUUUGAAACAACAACUUCUUAAGUUACAUGAAGUGAAUGAAGACUUGAGUGUUAAAUAUCAUCAGUGUUUAGAGACAAUAUCAAAUUUAGAGAGGGAAGUUUCUCAUGCUCAAGACAAUGCCAAAAGACUAAGCAGUGAAGUUCUUGCUGGAGCUGCAAAGGUAAAGACUGUGGAGGAACAAUGUUCUCUUCUGGAGAGCCACAAUCAAAAUCUGAAGGUGGAAGCAGAUAAUCUAGCGCAGAAGAUGUCAGCUAAAGAUCAAGAACUUGUUCAGAAGCAAAACGAGCUUGAAAAGCUCCAAGCUCUAAUGCAAGAACAACAGUUCCGGUUUUCGGAACUUGAAACUAGUCUUAGAAGUUUGGAGAGUUUGCAUUCUCAAUCUCAAGAGGAACAGAAAGUUCUCACCAUGGAACUCCAAAGCAAGGCUCAGAUCUUGAGAGAACUUGAGAAUAGCGAAACAAAUGACUCUUCCACUACUAUCACCUUGCAGAUACAGAGGAAUGAGAUCUCUUGCUUGAAUAAGAUGAAAGAAAAGCUUGAGGAAGAAGUUGCAAAGCAGAUGAAUCAGAGCAGUGCUCUUCAAAUAGAGAUACACCGUGUGAAGGGCUAUAUGGAGAACUUGAAUAGGAGCUUCCAACAGUUAAUUGAACAGGUGAGACUCACAGGUUUUGAUCCAUCAUCACUUGUCUUCUCAGUGAAAAAACUACAAGAAGAGAACUCAAAGCUUCUCCAGUUAUGUUCCAAACAGAGAGAUGAUAAAGAAGCUCUAACAAGAAAGCUGUCUGAAAUGGAUAACAUUGUAAGGAAGAAUGCUGAUUUGGAGAAACUGCUUUUGAUAUCAAACACAAAACUAGACGGUUCUAAAGAGAAAGCAGAGAAUCUGCUAGAAAGAUGUGAGUCUUUAAGAAGAGAGAGAUCUGAGCUUGCUGUUGAGAGAACAAACUUGUUUUCUCAGUUACAGAUCAUGACUGUGAAUAUGCAGAAGCUCUUGGAGAAGAACUCUUUACUGGAGAGAUCUCUUUCUAAUGCCAACAUUGAGCUUGAAAGUCUAAAGGACAAGUCAAAGUGCUUUGAAGAGUUGAUCACUUUGCUCAAGAAUGAUAAGUCUGAACUUAUAAAGGAGAAAGAAUCUCUUGUGUCUCAAUUGCAUAACGUUGAGGAGAAGCUAGGAGUCUUGGAGAAGAAUUUUACAGAGCUAGAAGUAAAAUACUCUGAUCUACAUAGUGAGAAGAAGCUCAAGAGCCUUCAAGUAGAAGAGUUACAAGUCUCACUUUCCACUGAGAAGCAGGAGCAUGAUGAUUAUAAGAGAUCUACUGAAAGCAGAUUAGCAGAUCUUCAGAGGAACGUGAGCCUUCUUAGAGAAGAGUGUCGCUCAAGGAAAAGAGAGUAUGAGGAAGAGCUUGACAGAGUUGUAAACAAACAAGUAGAGAUCUUCAUCUUGCAAAAGCUUAUAGAAGAGUUGGAGCAGAAGAACUUCUCUCUUCUGAUUGAGUGUCAGAAGCAUGUGGAAGAAUCAGAACUUUCAGAGAAGCUUAUUUCUGAACUGGAGAGUGAGAAUCUUGAGCAGCAGAUGGAAGCAGAGAUCUUCUUGGAUGAGAUUGAUAGCUUAAGGAGUGCAAUCUAUCAAGUGGUGAAGGCACUUCAAGUUGAAGCAGAAGACUGUAAGACUUCACAACAGAAGAUUACAAAAGACCAAACAUCACGUGUUGUGGGAGAGAUUAAUGGGUUAAAGUGUUCACUUUCAAGCGCUGAAUAUGAGAUGCAUAGACUUGUGGUUGAGAACUCAGUGCUCUUAUCUCUACUUGGGCAGUUUCAUUCAGAUGGUUUGAUGUUAGAAAAGGACAAGCAAGAAUUAAUGGAAGCGAACCGGUUGUUGAAAUCAGAACUAAUCAGAAGAGAGCAACAAGAGCAAGAGCUCAGAGCUGAAACACAAACGGAGCAUUCAAAAUUUGAGAUUUUGAAUGAGUCAUACAUUGUUUUGAAACAAGAGUACUCCUCUAUACUCAGCGUUAACAAAACUUUGCUUACAGAGUUGGCAGAACUUAAAAGUGGAAUGUGUAUAGCUGAGGAAGAAAAAGAUGCAACUCUUCAGGAAGCUGUUGCGUUGAGUAACAUGUGUGUGUUUUACAGGUCCUUUGGGUCUGAAAUGGCUGAAGAGGUCAAAGCUUUUGCUGAAACUGUUAGCAGUUUACGAGAAAUUAAUAUGGACCUGAAGCACAAGGUUGAGACACUUGAGGAGAGGUUAAAAGGAAAGGAGGAAGAAAAUAAAGGUCUUGACAAGAAGCUGGAGAAGUUACAAGAAGGCCUUGAAGUAGACAACUUCUUAAAUGGAAUAUUGGAACAUCAGGUUCUUGAUGUAGACGAAAUCUUGGAACACAGGGAAAUAGAGAUCACAGAAGCAGAGAAUAUGCUCAAGGCUACACAGAGUGAAAAUGAAGAACUGCACAAAGAAGUUGAGGAGCUGAGGAAAGGCUUUGAAGAAUCAAGAAACAUGAGGGGAAACUUACAGAGGCAGAUUUUUGAAAUGUCAGAUUUGGCUGGGAGGCAGGAGGAAGAGAUAAGAAAACUCAACACUUUGAAUGAGGAUUUGGAGUCAAAGAUAGAGUUAUUACAUAAAGAAGUGCAAAGCAGACAGCUUAGAGAAGAGUUACUUAGUUUGGAGCUGCAAGAGAAAAGCAAUGAGGUUGUACUUUGGGAUGCUGAUGCAACAUCUUUCUACUCUGAUCUUCAAAUCUCAUCUAUCCGCGAAUUCUUUCUUGAGAACAAAAUUAAAGAACUCAAUGGAGUUUGUGAAAAUCUCAAAGAUGAAGCUGUUGCAAAGACUAAGAAGAUGAAACAGAUGAAAGAAAGAGUUAGAUUUUUGGAGUCUCAAGUGACUGAGCUAAACACUCAGUUGUCAGCUUAUGAUCCUGUGAUAGCAUCUUUGGCAAAAGAUGUAACAUCUCUUGAGAAAAGUAGUCAGGCUUUGACAAAAUUUCCUGAACCAGCCUAUCAACAAAUAGAGGAAGAAGCGGUUUGUCAAGAGUCUGAAGAAAGUGGAAGCAUCACUACUCCAGGAAAUGGAAUUGUGAUUCAGCAGGAAAUGAAACCAAAGCUUGUAAGGCAAAGAACACGAAGAGGGGCGUUCCACAAAAGCAGAAGCCGCAAGAAGAUUGAAGAGAUACAACGUGAGGACAACAUGAUCACCGGUGAAUCUAGCCGACCAAGAUUGAGGCCUCAGAUGAGGGAAGUGAAAAAUUACAAGAUGUUAGAGUUUUCGGAAGAAUAUGCUGAAUCAGAGACCCGUGUAAAGCUUAAGAGGCCAUAUCGCCUAAGCCGGAAUCCUUCUUUAGAAUCUGAGAGAGUGGUUGGAGUUGAUGACAAGCAAGACUUAUCUAGCAACAUAGAAGACAAGGCAAAGAUCAUGGAGAGACUUUUGUCUGAUUCAAGAAGAUUGUUAAGUCUCCGGAUUAGCCUAACAGAAAUGAAAAGCAAGCUUGAGAUGAACGGGAAACAAGGCAAAGUCAGCAAAGCUGAUAUUGUUAUAGUGAAGAGACAGUUGAAAGAAAUGGAAGAAGCCGUCUUGCAGAUGACAAACACAAACGAGAUUCUUUCAAAGGAAACUGAGGAGACAUCAGGAGAUUCAAGAGAUAUAUACAGAAAAGUGAUUAUGGAGAAGUCAAGAAACGGGUCUGAGAAGAUUGAGCAGCUGCAGAACAAAAUGCAGAGCAUUGAGGAAGCUGUUCUGAAGCUUGAAGACGGAGGUAAAAGCAAGGGAAGUAGGACAAUGAUUCUCUUCAGAGACAUUAUGCACAAGGGCGGGAAAAGAACUGCAAGACAGAAGAAAAACCGGUUCUGCGGAUUUAUAAGAUCUUCAUCUAAAGAAGAGUAG